Messenger RNA from Nezara viridula (southern green stink bug), 843 nucleotides. The record is from the annotation of a GenBank genome assembly. Lineage: Eukaryota; Metazoa; Arthropoda; Insecta; Hemiptera; Pentatomidae.
AGAAUCGUUUUCGCAGGUUGAAUAGUAAGUACUCUGAUCUUUCGUUAUAAUAAUUUUGAAUUAUAUAGGUUACUUAAUUGUGUCUCCUUGAUAUAAUGACAAUACAUUAUUCAAAAAGAUAUAUUAGUAUACUAACCUAAAAAUAGUCUACGAUAAAUUUGAAUGAAUCAUUGUUUACCGCAAUCUAGUAAUACUAAUGAAGUAAUAGGUUAGUUCAUAAUUUUGUUUGACUAUUAUAAUUCAAAUGAUGGCAACUUGCUCCUAUUUUUCACACUUUCAACCUUCCUUAUCAGUCAGUGCGUGUCCUAAGACUGCUGCUAUAGCAAUAAAGAGGGAAAGAGAAAUCAAGAUUAAGGAAGAAGAGGAAAGAAAUUGUUGGGUAAACGCGCGAGCCGAAAUGUUAUGCACGAUGGAAUCGACAACGAAACAGACCCAGCUUAUAAUAGGAUCAGCGGCGGGUGUCCUGUCUGGAUACUUGGCCAAGGAAUGGGGUAAAGGUUGGGGAGUGGCCGUUGGAGUCGCCUUGUUCGCGAUAAGAUUGGCCGGGUACAUCAGGAACAGGACGAAUCCUUGCAGCCUUUGCAGGAUCAAACCCGAGAUAGAUUGCUUCGGAUAUUAUCUGGAAGAAAUGAUGGCCUUCUACGACAGGAAUAUCUUCGUCGUACCUGGAUUCAUCGGAGGAUUCAUCAUAGCCUACAGGAUGUCGGAGUCUUCUGAUGAUUAUAGAUAAGGGCUACCAACAUGUAUAGGAUGAUUAUUGUUAUCAUGUGAAGUUACGAUAAAUAUACUAUUUAAAGGAAUAAAAUUGUUAUCUUAAGUUGUCUUGUUAAAAUCAGAUUUUUU